AAUGGACAAGCCCCUGGCCGGCUACCUCACAUGCCACCAAAAAGUAACAGGGACCAGCCCACCCUCCUUCAUUCGUUCCUUUGUAUUACCUUCAUCUCUGUCUCUUCUUUCUCUUUCUCACUAGCUAGUAGUUGUACCUGAAGAAGAAGGAAAAGGGUUAUAAAGAAAAUUAGCUGAUGAUUCUAUUAUUGCCUUGUUCGAACUGCUCUAUCUUGAGAAACUGAAAAAGGUUAGUGUCGGUGAAAGAAGAGUCUCUUUUGCGCAAUUUGACUUCAACUAAAAGUUUUUGGGAUGAGAGUUUAAUCUUACUGAUCAGUCCUUUUUUUCCCUAGUCGAUGAAUCCUCAGAUAAAGCUGAAAUAUCUAUUUCCUUAGAUUCAAUUGCAGAAUUCCCCAGGCUGCCUUGGUUCUACAAUUUUUCACUCGCAAUACUGAUUCGUUUCCCAAAGCCAAUUAAGGUACCCACACUACAAGUCUGGUCUCUUUCUAUCUUCCUGGUCACUUCAGAUUUAUGAUUCCCAUUUUAUAUAUAUUUCCCCUUUGCUCCCCUCUCUGUCUCUUUCUCUCUCAAAUUUGUUCGCUAAUUUCUUUUCUCUCCAGCUAUCUGUCUGUCUCUCUCUUUCUCUCUCUCUCUCUCUCUCUCUCUCUCUCUCUCUCUCUCUUUUUUCCUCUUUGUCCAUGAUGCAAUUCACUGAAACCCCACCACCACCCUUGCACCAAAUCACUGCUCCAUUCUCAAACCGCACCAUGAACAAGAGCAAAACCCAAAGGACCCGUCCAUGACCUGGAUUUCCAACAUCAAAGGCUUUAGGCAGCUUUGGUGAUGCAAAUUGCAUGGAGCAACUUUUAGUUCACUGUGCAAACGCAAUUGAAAGUAAUGAUGCUACUUUAGCCCAACAGAUUUUAUGGGUCUUAAACAACAUUGCACCCCCAGACGGUGACUCAAAUCAGCGCUUAACACGUGCUUUCCUUAGAGCUCUUGUUGCACGUGCUGCCAAGAUCGGUACUUGCAAACUCCUCGCAGGAAUGGCUAAUGCUUACUGCACUCUUGCUAUAGAUACACACAAAUUCUCUCUCAUAGAGCUUGCUGGCUUUGUGGACUUAACACCAUGGCAUCGCUUCGGUUUCACUGCUGCUAAUGCUGCUAUGUUAGAAGCCAUUGAAGGGUAUUCAUCUGUUCAUAUUGUGGAUUUAAGCAUCACUCACUGCAUGCAAAUCCCUACUCUUAUCGAUGCUAUAGCGAAUCGCUUCGAGGUAACCCCAUUGAUAAAGCUUACAGUUGCUGGUACCACUGAAGAUAUACCCCCUAUGCUUGCUCUUUCUUAUGAAGAGCUGGGCUCCAAGUUGAUAAACUUCGCAAGGUCCCGCAAUGUAAUAAUGGAAUUUAGAGUCGUCCCUUCGAGUUACACAGAUGGAUUCUCUUCCUUAAUCGAGCAGCUGCGGGUGCAGAAUUUGGUGUACACAGAAAGUGGCGAGGCUCUUGUCAUAAACUGUCAAAUGUCGCUUCAUUACAUCCCUGAAGAAGCCCUUUCUUCUAUUAUUCCAUACUCUUUUGAGUACUCUUCUUGCAUGUCUUCUCUUCGAACCAUGUUUCUGAAAUCCCUUAGGAGUUUAGACCCAACAAUUGUUGUGUUAGUGGAUGAAGAUGUAGAUUUAAUAUCAAAUAAUUUUGUGUGUAGAUUAAGGUCAGCUUUCAAUUAUCUAUGGAUUCCUUAUGAUACUGUGGACACAUGUCUUCCAAGGGGAAGCAAGCAAAGGCAAUGGUAUGAAGCAGAUAUAUGCUGGAAGAUUGAGAAUGUAAUAGGUCAUGAGGGUCUGCAAAGGGUUGAGAGGCUGGAAUCCAGGAGCAUGUGGGUUCAGCGGAUGAGGAAUGCCAAUUUUAGAAGCAUUUCCUUAGGUGAAGAUGCAGUUUCUGAAGUUAAGACUUUGCUUGGCGAGUAUUCAGCUGGUUGGGGAUUAAAGAAGGAAGAAGAAGAUCACCUUGUGCUUACUUGGAAAGGACAUAAUGUUGUAUUUGCUACUGCUUGGAUAUCUGCUUAAAUCAUCUUCUUUUUUUUUUUGAAAAAAUUUAUUAUUAUUAA
Molecule: messenger RNA, 2080 nt
Organism: Hevea brasiliensis (rubber tree)
Lineage: Eukaryota; Viridiplantae; Streptophyta; Magnoliopsida; Malpighiales; Euphorbiaceae
Product: scarecrow-like protein 32
Exons: 1
Biological process (GO): regulation of DNA-templated transcription
Cellular component (GO): nucleus
Molecular function (GO): sequence-specific DNA binding; DNA-binding transcription factor activity
Source: RefSeq, a predicted model, not a curated record